Molecule: messenger RNA, 2075 nt
Organism: Gorilla gorilla gorilla (western lowland gorilla)
Lineage: Eukaryota; Metazoa; Chordata; Mammalia; Primates; Hominidae
Gene: PCP4L1
Product: Purkinje cell protein 4 like 1
Exons: 5
Coding region: 835-1104 (89 amino acids)
Source: RefSeq, a predicted model, not a curated record
GUGAUCUGCCCGCCUCGGCCUCCCAAAGUGCUGGGAUUACAGGCUUGAGCCACCGCGCCCGACCUCAAGGGUGCUAUUCUACUAGGAAAUCUUAAUCUGCAACAUCUCUUGGCUUUACCCCUUUCAUUCACUGUUUCCUGUUUUCCGUGUACCCUCUUGAUUUCUUUCCAGGUCUUCUCUUUCUCAGACUCACACACUCCUUCCAUUCCACUCCCCCCCUUGCCUUCUUCGUGUACAUCUCCUUUCUCCCUCUCUUUCUUUGCUCCCCCUACUUAAUUUUCCAUCCCCGCAUCCCCCGAUGGUCUCCCCCUCCUUCCCGCUCUCUGUCUUACCCUAGUUUGGAAAUGCAGCAGACCUCUAAACCUGCCAGCAUUGGAUGCAAGAGGCUGUCAUUCUAUGGUAGGAGGAGCUUCUAUUGGUCGGGCUGGAGGCGGGUACCGAGCUGAGUAUAAAAGGUGGGGUCGGAGGCGGCGAGCUGAGCGGCUCUGACAGGACGGGUCGGAGGGGGUCGCCUGGCCGGAGCUGGGCUCCGAGAAUCCCGGGUGCCAGCACCAGAGCAGCGGCUCUCCGCACUAACUCUCCUCUCCUGGUCAGCUGUAACCCCUGCCGCGGAGCCCGGCAACUCUCAGCUGUCGCCCGCAGAGCCCCGAGGGCCCCUCGCCUCACCUGUGCGUGCAGCGCCUCGCGCGCCCUGUCCGGCUGCGGAGAUGAGCGAGGAAAGCUCCCACCUCGGGGCGCUGGGAAACGAUUGGAAGACGGGGUGCUUUCAGCCUCGCUACUGUGGACGGCGCUUUUGGGGGUAACUGGAAUCGGCUGUAGAGUCGGGAAGCGGGGAUGCUGAGCUCUCAGGUGGCACAGUCUCAUCUCCAGAAACAAGGAUCAGCCUUUCCAAGUGAAGUCAGUCUGCUUAAUACCAAAACAUCCCCAGCAACCAACCAGGCAGCUGGCCAAGAAGAAAAAGGAAAAGCUGGCAAUGUCAAGAAGGCGGAGGAGGAGGAGGAGAUUGACAUUGAUCUGACAGCACCAGAAACAGAGAAGGCUGCCCUUGCUAUUCAGGGCAAGUUCCGGCGAUUUCAGAAAAGGAAAAAGGAUCCCAGCUCCUGAAUGGCCAGCCUUGCCCUUCACCUUCACCUUCAUGCUGGUCCUGUCUCUCCCCUUCUCCACACCCAUGUAUCUUUAUCCCUUGUCCCUCUAGCCUUUCCUUGAGACAAGUUCAACCUUUAUAUACCCUUGUAUCUGGUCCCCUCAAGCCAUCACAGAAGUAGAGGCACAAGAGAGGUGGAGAAGAUGAAGACUUCAAUCAGCAGUCACUAGUCUAAGGGUGGAACAAUUUCUUCUUGGUAUAAGGUUCUUUGAUCAGUAGCUAUGCCUGCCCUGUAGGGUUAAACAAGAGGGUUCGAGGCUGAGAGAUCUCCCCAAAGAACAAUGUGGGACGGAGGGGAAGGCUUUCAGAGUAGGGUGCCUGAGGGUGGGACAUAUGCACUGUUCUGCUAGUUACAGCAUUCACACUUUAGGUAACAUUUUUUUUCCCCUUCAGAUCCUUCUGCACCAACUCCAACUUCCCCUCCCAGGAUCUAAGCCACAGUGGGGACUGGAGCCUCGUUUUCCCCCUAGGCAGACCUAAAUCAAGCAGCUUACCACAAUAGUGCAUGCUGAGUAGAUUAGUUCCAAGGAAGGGAGACUGGAAUGGUGGUGGUCAAGGAAAAGCCUCCCUCAUCAUCUAGUCUAAGACCAUAACGGGCAGAAGCAUAAGAGGUUCCAGGGCCAUAGGAGAAUGAGAAGUAGGGCACAUAUAGGGAGGAAAGAAAAGUGAAGAAGGGGGAAAUCUCUGAAUUUUUUUUACUGCUGGGAAAAGUGUACUACAUGAAGGAUGCUUGGGGCUUUGCUAACCUGCUCACCUCUAACCCCCCAAGUCUAACCAUCCCCAGAGGCCACACAAACCAAGUGACUCCUGUAGUUCCCAUUUGCCCCACUGUGGAGUCAGGGCAAAAGUGGAAUAGCCACUUCAUGUGAUUUUAGCAUGUUUAAUAAUUUUAACAAUAAACCACCCCACAAAUGGGGUCAUUUAACCUCUA